AUGGAUACUAACAGAGGUGAAGAAAUCAACGGAGAAUUUUAUCCGAUGAUUGCUUUAAAUAUUAUGGAUAUUAACAGAGUGGAUCGUAUAGGUGACUUUCAAUGUUUAGUUGGAUAUUUACCUGUUCACUUGAUGGUUUUAAUUCCGAAUAACUUUAGCAGUGAAUUGAGCAAUAAGUCUUGGCCAUUAUCUAAUAUAAUUAUCCGUCAUAUGAAUUGA
This is a messenger RNA of Schistosoma turkestanicum, 219 nucleotides long. The record is from the annotation of a GenBank genome assembly. NCBI's taxonomy places the organism in Eukaryota, Metazoa, Platyhelminthes, Trematoda, Strigeidida, Schistosomatidae.